AUGGUUAUAAUUCCACUUGACUGGGCCUUGUACCAGACAUACCUUGCCGGUGAAUUGGUGCAUGAGAUUUUCAUGGCUACAAUUCUUCACCAACUGGUAAGGGAUAUGGACCUUGGACUCUUGGAUAUCAAUGCUUGCAUUGCUUUGGAGCAGCUCACCAAUGUGAUGGCUACUGCUUACUCUAACGCUGCUCAUCUUAAAAUUGACAUGGUUAGAUACAAUGACGCCCUGGACAAAGAUGAAUCCAGCCGAAGUGAGACACGAGAGGAGAAUCUUUUCAACAGAUUCCCCCCUGAAGAGGAGCAUUUCUUGAUAACCCCAUCCAUUGUCAUUGAUUCUGGCAGUAGAAUCAUUGUCUGGUAUUUGCCUGGAGCACUGACCACUAUGAUAAUGGUCUGUUUUACCAUCUCCAUGUAA
This is a messenger RNA of Suillus subaureus, 417 nucleotides long. RefSeq lists its product as uncharacterized. Lineage: Eukaryota; Fungi; Basidiomycota; Agaricomycetes; Boletales; Suillaceae. The transcript has 2 exons. The record is from RefSeq and is a predicted model, not a curated record. The coding region runs from base 1 to 417 and encodes 138 amino acids.